This is a messenger RNA of Helianthus annuus (common sunflower), 1428 nucleotides long. RefSeq names its product disease resistance protein RPV1-like. NCBI's taxonomy places the organism in Eukaryota, Viridiplantae, Streptophyta, Magnoliopsida, Asterales, Asteraceae. The record is from RefSeq and is a predicted model, not a curated record. Bases 1 to 1428 code for a protein of 475 amino acids. The transcript has a single exon.
AUGAAUCUCGAGAGGUUACAUCUUGAACAAUGUUCGAAUUUGGUAGACCUUCACAUGCCCAUUGAAAGUAAGCUCAAAUUCCUUAGCAUCCGUCACUGUACGCAGAUCAGAACCUUGGAUCUUGUGCGAGCUCAGAAACUCGACAUACUAAUAGUGGAAGAAUGUGAGGAUGUGGUAGAAUUACACAUGCCUGUCGACAGUCUAAAGCUCAAACACCUCAGUCUCCAAUGGUGUAAGCUGAAAAUCCUUAACCUUAUGUGGACUCAGAAUCUUGAGAACUUACAUCUUGGACAAUGUUCGAAUUUGGUAGAACUUCACAUGCCCAUUGUAAGUAAGCUCAAAUUCCUUAGCAUCCGUCAUUGUAAGCUUAUCAGGACCUUGGAUCUUGUGUGGGCUCAGAAUCUCGACACACUAAACGUUGUAGAAUGUGAGGAUUUGGAAGAACUUCACAUGCCUGUUGAAAGUCUAAAGCUCAAACACCUCAGACUCCAAUGGUGUAAGCUGAGAACCCUUAACCUUACACAGGCUCGGAAUCUCAAAAAUUUAAGUUUAGAAUGUGACGAUUUGCUAGAACUUCACAUGUCCACAGAAAGUCCUGAGCUCAAUCAAAUUGUCAUUGGUUGUUCUAAGCUGAGAACCCUUUACCUUGGGCUGUCUCCUUAUCUUAAGCACUUAGAUCUUUAUUAUUGUUCUAACUUGGUAGAAUUUCAUGCUCUGGUUGGAUGUCUAAGUGGUAGUGUCAUGUUCAAACCUUGUUUAGUUAAACAAGGGUUUCCUAUGAGUGGUUCUUUACCUGAAUUACAUCUAACUGCGAGGCCGUUAGGUACAUGCCCAUUGCACCCUGACAAUAAUUUGCCUAAGUUCCAUUUUCAUUGUACUUACAAGGAACUUCUACUCUCAUCGACCGAAAAUCUUGCAAAGCUUAUUUCUCUUGGCCUAUGUGCUUGCACAAACCUUGCGAGUUUAUCAAGAAUUAUUUGUGGUGUACAAUUACGAAAGCUUACUCUCGAAGGCAGUAUUCCAGAGGCGCCCAAGGAGCUUAACCAGUUAGAAUGUCUGGAGGAGCUAAAUUUGUUGUCAACAAAUAUUGAACAUGUUCCGGAUAGCAUUGCUACAUUGAAACAUCUUAAAUUUCUCCAGUUUAAAUCUUGUCGGUUUCUUAAGCAGUUACCUGAGAAUAUUGGCAGAUUAGAGUGUUUAGAAGAGCUGCACUUUACGGAUUGCACAUCCUUGCGAGAUAUUCCAAACAGCAUCUGUGAGAUGAAACGUCUAAAAUGUUUCCAUCUUACAGACUGUAUUCUAGUUGAGAAAUUGCCUAAGGAAAUAGGAUACUUAAAAUGUUUAGAAGUGUUAAAUAUACAAGGUACACGCAUAAGAGAUUUUCCACCCAACAUUUCUCAAUUGGAAGAUCUGACAAUAUUGUUCUAG